Phodopus roborovskii (desert hamster) is the source of this 1375-nucleotide messenger RNA. RefSeq names its product transmembrane protein 248 (gene Tmem248). The transcript is spliced from 7 exons. The coding region runs from base 257 to 1201 and encodes 314 amino acids. Lineage: Eukaryota; Metazoa; Chordata; Mammalia; Rodentia; Cricetidae. The record is from RefSeq and is a predicted model, not a curated record.
UGGUGACGUGGUUUUCUGCUCUCACCCGGAAAGCCCGGCGUUCGCAGCGCGCGGAGCCGGCGUCCCGUCGGCGCGCUCUGGCCUGUCUUCGCGUCGUCACGUUGGCCCCGUGGAGCCGCUCGCUGUCUCCGGAGCGGCGGGGAGGAUGGUGCGGGGCCGCCCGGGACCCGCCGCGCGCCGCCGCGAGUGAACAGGGCCAGGCCGCGGGCGUCCGCGGAGCCGCCGGUCUGUGGGGCGGUUGCAGCUGAUCAGAAGUAUGUUCAGCAUUAACCCCCUGGAGAACCUGAAGCUCUACAUCAGCAGCCGGCCACCCUUGGUGGUUUUCAUGAUCAGUGUUAGCGCCAUGGCCAUCGCCUUCCUCACCCUGGGCUAUUUCUUCAAGAUCAAGGAGAUUAAGUCCCCAGAGAUGGCUGAGGACUGGAAUACUUUUCUGCUGCGCUUUAAUGAUUUGGACUUGUGUGUAUCAGAAAACGAGACACUGAAGCAUCUCUCCAAUGACACCACCACCCCUGAGAGCACCAUGACCAUUGGGCAGGCCAGAUCGUCCACCCAGCCGCCCCAGGCCCUGGAGGAGUCAGGCCCCAUCAAUAUCUCAGUGGCCAUUACCUUGACCCUGGACCCUCUCAAGCCCUUUGGAGGGUACUCCCGAAACGUCACACACCUGUACUCCACCAUCCUGGGACAUCAGAUUGGACUCUCAGGCAGGGAAGCACACGAAGAGAUCAACAUCACAUUCACCCUACCUGCUGCCUGGAAUGCCGAUGACUGUGCCCUCCAUGGCCACUGUGAGCAGGUGGUGUUUACAGCCUGCAUGACCCUCACAGCUGCCCCUGGAGUCUUCCCCGUCACUGUUCAGCCACCUCACUGUGUCCCGGACACAUACAGCAACGCGACACUCUGGUACAAGAUCUUCACAACUGCCAGAGAUGCCAACACAAAAUAUGCUCAAGACUACAAUCCUUUCUGGUGUUAUAAGGGAGCCAUUGGAAAAGUCUACCAUGCUUUAAAUCCCAAACUCACCGUUAUUGUUCCAGAUGAUGACCGUUCAUUAAUCAAUCUGCAUCUCAUGCACACCAGUUACUUUCUUUUUGUGAUGGUGAUAACGAUGUUUUGCUACGCAGUUAUCAAAGGCAGACCCAGCAAAUUGCGUCAGAGCAAUCCUGAAUUUUGUCCUGAGAAGGUGGCUUUGGCUGAUGCCUAAUCCCACAGCUCUCCAUUUUCUGAGAGACCAAGAACCAUGAUCAUUGCCUGCUGAAUCUGCCAGGGCCUGGCCACUCUGUGAAUACACGAUCUUGCAAUGUUGGGUUAUUCCAGCCAAAGACAUUUCAAGUGCCUGUAACUGAUUUGUACAUAUUUAUAAACAUUGAUCUGGAAA